Molecule: messenger RNA, 4821 nt
Organism: Lineus longissimus
Lineage: Eukaryota; Metazoa; Nemertea; Pilidiophora; Heteronemertea; Lineidae
Exons: 9
Coding region: 2-4723 (1573 amino acids)
Biological process (GO): spliceosomal snRNP assembly
Cellular component (GO): SMN complex
Molecular function (GO): RNA binding; ATP binding; RNA helicase activity
Source: RefSeq, a predicted model, not a curated record
CAUGAUCGUCGACAUGGCAUGCAUGGUCGAGGAAGAAAAGGAGGAAGGGCCCCCAAUGAAUAAACCAAAAAUUGCCCACAGUUUUGAUGAUAAACGACGGACUGAUGACAUUUUAAUUGGUGAAAACCUUGAUUUUGCUGGCUUAUUUCUCUCUCCAUCAGUUUUGCAAGGUCUGUCAGAAGCCGGGUUCAGAAAUCCUUCACCCAUUCAACUCAAGGCGAUUCCACUUGGACGUUGUGGAUUAGACCUCAUUGUGCAAGCAAAAUCCGGCACUGGAAAAACAUGUGUCUUCACAGUAAUUGCAUUGGAAGGACUGCUGGUAGAAAGUUGCAGCGUACAGGUUCUUGUCCUCGCCCCGACGAGAGAGAUUGCUCUGCAGAUCCAAGAUGUCAUCCUCACAAUCGGUCAGAAGGUGAUGGGGUUAAUGUGCCAUUCAUUCAUCGGAGGCUUGCCUCUGUCACAAGAUAAAGAGUGCGUGAAGAAGUGUCACAUUGCCGUUGGAACACCCGGGCGUGUGAAACAGUUGAUAGAAGAGAGCAUCCUAACGACUGAUUCCAUCCGAUUGUUUGUCCUCGAUGAAGCUGACAAGCUGUUGGAGGACGGUUUCCAGGAACAAAUCAACUGGAUAUAUUCCACACUCCCGGACAACAAGCAGAUGGUCGCACUGUCGGCAACUUACCCAGAAUACCUUGCCAAUCAUCUGACCGCUUACAUGAGGAAUCCGACAUUUGUCCGACUCAACACUUUGGAUCCUGCACUACUCGGGAUUAAACAAUUCUAUCAGGAGCUGCCGUUUCAACCGUUAGCCCAGAAGGCGUUUGAAGAAAAGAGUAAAAGUCUGAUUGCUCUGCUCUCCUCCAUCACUUUCCAACAGUGCCUGGUUUUCUCAAAUCUUCAGGUUGCCGCUGAAAACCUGAGCGACUUAUUGAACUCCAAAGGUUGGCCAUCAGCAUUUAUAGCAGGCAGCCAGGACCAGAAGCUACGCAUGAAAGCCAUGGAGAAACUGAAGAAAUAUGAGUGUCGCGUGCUGAUUUCCACUGAUCUGACAUCCCGAGGCAUUGAUGCCGACAAGAUUGACCUGGUGGUGAACCUUGACCUCCCAUUGGAUCAUGAGACCUACCUCCACCGGAUUGGACGAGCAGGUCGAUUCGGGGCAUACGGGGCUGCCGUAUCAUUAGUGGUGAAGGGCAAGGAAUCAACCAGGCUGCAGGACAUUCAGGAGAAGUGUCACACCGUUAUCAAGCCUCUUCCAGACCCAAUUUCUUUGAACCUGACGCAGCCUGUUGGACAUGUGUGCCUGGAUGACAUGGUGACCACUGAACAACUAAUCACAGUACCAAAGGACAAGUCUAAAAGAGAGCAGACGUCUGAGAAACACACCAAGGUACAACUUGUCACAGGGCCUACGGACGGACGUAUGAAUGGUGAUGCAGUUUUGGUAAUAACUACUGAGAAAAAGACCAAUGAACAUAUCGUAAGGCAAGCCGAGAAUGGCAGUGCUGUAGACGGUGGAGAAGUGAUCAACGGGGAAACUAAUCGUGUUGAGAAUGUAGAUCUGAGGAAACAAACCACAGGAACAGAAAACGUUGAAUCUAGUGUUGAGAGUUCGAUGAACAGACAUCACAAAAUCGUGGAAGGUGACUUCAGGUCAGAGAAUGAUUCUGCUCUUCUUAGAAAGGAAGCCGACAGUGUUACUUUAAAUGGGCGAGAGACUCUGAAGGAGAUCGUGGACAGGAGAGAUGAACUAGUUCUCUUCCCAAACAACAGUGAGGCUUGGUAUAGCACUGCUCAAACGGGUGUAGAGGCGAGAGUGGCAGAUGGAGUAGCAUUUGAAAAACUGAUGAGUAUUUCUGAUAAUGAGGACAUGACUUCUAACAAGAUGACUGAACAUUCAGUGAAAGAUGAGGAUGUGACUGUGGAGAGUGGAUUAGCCGAUGGGAAGGAAGACCAGAUAACCACUAAGAGGAAAUCAAAUGGUUUGUCACAAAAUGGUGAUCGUGUGGACAAAAAGAAAAAAUCGGGAAAGAAAGAAACAGGAAAAACUGUUGCUCAUUCGUCUCGAGAACUGAGGUCAUACUGUGAUCUCGAUUUUGAUAUGAGUGAACAGGUUGAAAUUCCAGAGUUUGGGGUUGGAAGUUCAGUGUUCGGUGCUUGUUCCACUAAGUCUGGUGCCCGUUCCACUAAGUCUAGUGCCCAUUCCACUAAGUCUAGUGCCCGUUCGUCUAAGUUUAGUGACCAGUUCGCUUGGUCUAAGCCUGCAGCUCAGUCUUCCAAGUCUGCUACCAAAGUGUCCAAGUCAGGUGUGCCUAUCUCUGACAAAACGGUUAGUAAGCAUCUAUCUGGUAACCAGGCUUCACUGUUUGGUAGCAAACCUGCGAGGCAGGAAACCGUUGACAAACUCUCCCGUCUAGAAGAGAAACUAGGCGUUGAAUUUGUUUCCAAAUUAGUCAAUAGUUCUGCAGUUGGAAUUGCAGGCAGUUGUGACCCUACCAAAGCUUCUGAGUCAGCUAAAGGAAACAAGGAAAUCCUCGCACCAAAUGUUCAGCAGGGUUCUAAAAAGCUUGACAAGAAACCAGUGCGGGGAACUGCUGAUUCCAUCAAAAAGGAGAAUGGUCAUGAAAGUGAAGUUAUCAAACCAGCUGUCGUUCAACCAUUGGAAAGGAAAGAAGAAAGUUGUGCUUUGUCAGUUCUGGAAACCAUCUCUAGAUAUUUUACAACUUAUGCCUCUGAUCAAAUAGAAAAGCAGAGGAACAACGCGUACUAUAACUUUACCAAAGCUAAAGAAGAUUUUCUCAAGUUCAAUUCUAACAACGCCGAUUUGAAAAUAGGUAGAACUGUGUCUUCUUCUGAAGCUCUGGCGCUGAGCCAGGGUGAUGAGGAUGUUACGUUGAGAGAGGUGACUUGUUUACUGAAUCAGUUCCAUCAGGAUCAGAAAGCCAUUCUCAGUGGUGUAGGAGAAGUUUUACGACAUUCAGUCCCAAGGAUUGAUAAUGAUGGCUUGCUCAAAUCUGUGAACAAAGAUGCUGCGACUCCAGUCAAUGAUAGAAAUUUGGAUGUUGAACUCUCUGCUUCAUCAAGGGAUAAAGAUCAACUGCCAGCUGAAUCCACUGGAGCACAGAAGCACCUCCAUGAUUCAGUCAUGGCUCCUGUUAAAGAAAGUAGUUCUGUUACGUCAACAGUUGUCACAGAGAGUGCUCUAGGUGAAAUAGUCCAGAGUCACCCAAUGAGGCCUACAAGGAUAAGACGACCCCCUUCUGAAGAGAAGAAGAUGAGAGGCAUGGCAGGUACUUUGGCGAUUAUCAUGGGAACAUUUGAACCAAUUACCGAGGAGGAUGCAAAGACCGUCGAGAAUGAGCAGACACCUGAAUUUGUGCAGACGACAAAAUGUCGCGAGCCAGAAUUGAAGAAAGCUGGUUCUGUGUCCAGUGAAGUUUGUGGGCAAAAGACAGACCUUGUUUCUCAUCUUCAAAAAAGUUAUCCCUCUGACAAGAAAAGCAGUGUUACUGAUCUGAAAAGCAGUGUUUCCUAUUCAAAAUCUGGUGUUUCUUGCUCGAAAACCGAUGGUUCAGUUCCAGAAUCUGGUUACAUCGGCAGCAGGAAAAAUGAGUUUGGAACUUUGAUGAAAGCUGCUGAUACCUCACAGGCUGAUGGUGAUGAAGUGUUCGUGGUCCAGGAUGGUGUGGUCUUGAGAAUAAAAAGAACGCAAGUGGCUAAGAACAAUAUGGAGUGUUUGGAAGAUGCAUCUUAUAGUGAGGAGGCUGAGGAUUAUGGCAGUGGUGAUGAUGAUGAUGAUGGUGGAAAAUACACAGACGACACCGAUAGCACUGAUUCUGAUGAUGAGAGUUCGUCAGAUUCUGAGUGUGAUUCCUCCGAGAGAGAACCUGAUUUUGUAGAUGAAGUCGGUGGUCUAUGUUACCGGCUGGGACAUUCAAAAGUUGAGCAGCGGCAUAUGACAUGGUCCAGACGACACGAUACUGAGGUGUCUGCUGCUGCAGAAAUUGACUUAGAUGUCGAAAAAUUGAUUGAAGAUUUGCCGCAAAGUUUUGAGGAGCAACCCUUUGUAGGUUUGCCUGCUGAUGUAGAUGUUUGUCCAGAACCAGUUGACUUGUCUGUGCGUCCAAAAGCCAAAUUCUCCACCUCACGAGAGAAAUCUGAGAGGAGGAAUGAGUGUUAUAAUCAAACUGAACACAUAUUUCAUGAUUUCCAUGGUGAUUCCCAUGGUGAUUUCAAAGAGAAUUGGGAAAGUUCAGGUGCAUUUUCUGGUAUGCAUGGCGAUGGCUAUUCUAGAGGAUGUGAAGAUCCUAAUGAAUUUCAUGAGGAACAAAGACAUUAUCAGACUCAAGCAGCUGCUGACUACGGUUGCCAUAACAACCAAUUUGGCAACCAAUACAGUUACCCUGAAUAUCAGACUGGUAGCUAUGACGACCAAUAUCAUCAAGGUUCUGGGUAUAAUGGUAGCUAUGGCAACCAAUAUCAUCAAGGUUCUGGGUAUAAUGGUAGCUAUGGCAACCAUCAAAAUCACCAUGACUACACUUGUUACAAGAAUAGCCCAUAUUACCAGCACUAUUUGUAUCAUAUGCAAGAAGCCCAGCGCCUUGAACAAAAGAUGAAGGAUGAGGUGUUUAAUAAGCAAAUGGAGAUGUACAUGCAUAAGGCGUAUGUGAUACAGAACAUGUGCAUGGAUCAAAUGAAACAGUAUCUUCAUGGUAGAAAGGAGGACUGAUUGAAGUGGCGAGGUUGACUAUUGGCCCGAUUGCUGUGAAAUGUGUAAGUUGUUUUUGAGCAGGACAGCAUGUCUGUAAUAAAUGUUAAUCAAUUCUA